CGAAGACCAAGAAUCGGGGCGACGAAGUCCAUACGCCGUUUUCGGAGAAGAAGCGUCGACUACUUUGGAAAUUGAUUGGUGCAUCGGCGGCAAGCCGGCCGGGGGCGGAGAUAUGAGCGGGGACGAGCACUCCUCCGACGAGUCCGUGAUCGACCGCGGCGAGUAUGAGGCGUCGCGGCAGGACAGCGCUAACGAGCGAGCCGUCAUCUGCGCCUCGGUGGAGGACCUGAAGGCCGAGAUGGGGGUGAGGUUCACGGAGGUGCUGGCAGCCGUGCGUGAUCGGGGCGGCGGGGCCGCCGCGGGUGGCGCUGCCGGAGCUGCACCAGCGCCCGGAUAUGGGGGCGCGCGUGCAGCUGCCGACGUGGCGUCGACGCUCACGUAUGGGGGCGCGAACGCGGGUUACGGGCUCCACCGCGUGGAGUCGAGUCCCGGGUUGCUGCAUGGCGCUGGUCGGUACAGCAGUGGGGGCGGCUUAGGCUUCACUCCCGCGAUUUCGUCCCCGUUUGGAGCGGGAGGCCUUAACGUCGACUCCGGGGGAUACGGGAUGGGCACGGGGAUGUCGCACGCCCAGCGGCGGAUGGAAAAGGUGAUCUCGGACCAGCGGGUGAACGCUUGGAGCGCGGUGAACAGCCGCAUGUGGUGGGUGGUGAUGGGAUGUUUUCCGCCGAAGUUAGAGAAGCCGAGCUUGCAAGGGUUAAUGCAUGAUAGUUUUGAGGUCACGGACGAGGUGGCCGACAUGCUCUUGAACUUCCGUGGCUUUGACCCUGCUGCAUUCGCGCCCCGGGGGGCGGGUGGUGAACGUAUCCCCAUCGCAACGCAUUUGGCCCUCAUGGCGGGGGCCUUCAUCACCAUCGCCCGCCGGGGGAUCGUCGACGAACCGAGGUUGGCGGCGGCAUCGAGAGCGCAGGUGGAUCGUGUCGAAGCCUCGUUCCAGGCGGCCAUCGCCGACGUGGAGCGGCACACUCGGGAGAAUUACGCGGCCAUCCAAGUACCGCACAACCGCGACAUCUUUUUGACUUUCAUCGUCAAGGACAUGGACAUUUACACGCGCGAAGUACAGAUGUUCGCGGACGAGAUGCAGCGGCGCUUCGUUCUCCCUCCGCCAUCGGACGCCCUCCCGCCCCCCCCCCUCCCGGUUUUCCCAAACCUGGCGGCGUAUCUCCGGUCGGGAGGGCUGAUCAAUUCUGCUGUGCAAGGCAAGGGCCGUUCAUCGGCCGCCGCAACGGGUGCCGGGGGGAAGGGCAGCAAGGCCAGGGACCCGGGGCCGUGCUACCAGUUCCAGAAACACGGUACAUGUCGGUGGGGGAAAGACUGCAAGUUCGCGCAUGUGGCGCCGCGGAAGGCCGGCGAAAAGGGAGGAAAACGGGGGGGCAUGACUGGCGGCGGGGCCGAGGAUGGUGGCUCCAAAGGUAGCCCCUCCACCGUCGCGGACACCAACGCUCCUGCCGCCGCCGCCCCAGCGAAGCGGGCCAAGUUGGGAACGGCCGGGACGAAGACUCGCUGCGAAGAGCGGUGCCGGCGGCGGCGCGGAGGACGGCGAUGAGGAAUAGGGGCGCGGGCCCUGCCCCCCGGGGGCGGGAGGGCCGUCUUUCGAUGUCGCGGGGGGUGUGUUCUCGGGUUCGAGCACACACCUCAUACGACCAGGGGCGGCUACUGCGUUGACCCGAGGUGGGGUUGGUAAUUUAGAUGGCAAUGAUGUUAGGCGUAUUGUUUCCAUGGUACAUGCUAUGUCUCAGACCGUCGCCCAAGGUACACCACGUGCAACCGUACUUGCUCAGAUCGCGGUGAAGUGUUUUCGGUUUUUGUCUCAGCAUGGGGGAAGAUUUGAAUGCAUGAAAGCCAUCGAAAACGGCAUCGGGGUGCCGCGGGUACGGCCUGAAUUUAUUCGGUUUUGGUUUGGACGCUUGAAGGGUUUUCCUCACACAGAGACGAUCGCUGAUAUCGUGGAACGUGGCGCCAUAGUGCCCGUGUGUGGAUCUGCCGAAAUCGCAGCAGCGCUAUCGUAUGGUAACCACCGUAGUGUCGUCCCAUAUUCUGACACUAUUUUACGGAAAGUGUUUGACGACGUGCGGUUUGGGCGGGCGUUCGUGUUUCCAAAGACAGAGGAAGACUCGAUACCGGGGUUGCGGCUUUCU
Molecule: messenger RNA, 2135 nt
Organism: Ectocarpus sp. CCAP 1310/34
Lineage: Eukaryota; Phaeophyceae; Ectocarpales; Ectocarpaceae
Source: the annotation of a GenBank genome assembly